CGUCACACGGGUUAUUGAGCCUGACAUUACCGUAGUGUCAUUUCAAAUGCAUGUGGUUAUGGGACAGUACUAGUAACAUGUUGCGCUUUCUGCCUUCGCGUAUAUUCACUAACAUAGUGAGGCUCAGUAGCCGCUGUGGAAGUACAGAGGCAGCGAAUAGAGAUGCAGUCGGAACCCGACCCCAUUUAUACACAACUCCAAUAUUCUACGUGAAUGCAUCUCCCCACCUUGGGCAUGUGUACUCGGCCCUGCUGGCUGAUGUGCAACAUCGCUACUCCGCCAUGUGCGGCAUAGAGAGCAGGCUUAGCACAGGUACAGAUGAACAUGGCAUGAAGGUACAACAAGCGGCCUCUGCUCUCAGUUUAGACCCGCACACAUUUUGUUCUUCUGUGUCUCUCCAGUUCCGCAAUAUAUUCGAUGACCUUGAUAUCUCUUACACAGAUUUUGUGCGCACAACUGAACCCAGACAUAAAGAAGCAGUGAGCAGGUUCUGGAUGACCUUAGAAGAGCGAGGAUAUAUAUACAAAGGGACAUAUGAAGGAUGGUAUUGCACAUCUGAUGAGGCCUUCCUAAGUGAGGGACAGACAGCAGAGCGCAUUGACUCUGAGGGCAACAAAAUCCGAGUGUCUCUGGAGAGCGGCCAUCAGGUACACUGGGUGAGUGAGGAGAACUACAUGUUUCGACUGUCAUCUCUUCGCCCUGCUCUGUUAAACUGGUUACAGACAGAACCUGUGCAUCCAGCUCCAUUUCUUAGAUUAGUACAUCAUUGGCUUGAGGAAGAACUGCCAGACCUUUCUGUGUCUAGACAGCGCAGUCGUUUAUCCUGGGGAAUACCUGUGCCUUCUGACUCCUCUCACGUCAUAUAUGUCUGGUUGGAUGCUCUAGUAAAUUACCUAACUGCUGCUGGAUAUCCUAAUCUACAGUUGGCACCAUGGGGCCCUUCCACCCACCUCCUUGGUAAGGACAUUUUGCGCUUCCAUGCUAUUUACUGGCCUGCUUUCCUGAUUGCAGCUGGUCUGUCUCCUCCCCAUAAACUGCUUGUUCAUUCUCACUGGACUUCAGAAGGUACAAAAAUGUCUAAAAGCCUAAAAAAUGUGGUGGAUCCGGCAGACUGCAUCAGGCGUUACACAAAAGAUGGGCUGCGUUACUAUUUGUUGCGCCAUGGUGCACCAGAGAGAGACUGUGAUUUCACACACCGAACUGCCCGCACACUGCUUAACUCAGAGUUGGCUGAUGCCCUUGGGGGUCUACUAAACCGUUGCACUGCACCUGCUAUUAACCCAAUGCAGCACUUUCCAAAAUUCCACUAUGACAGUUUCCCUUCAGCUGCUCAUGAUCAGCUACAAGGUGUGCUUGCCAAUUUGCAGAAUCUCCCUGCAGAGGUGGACCAAUGGGUGAAGAAAUUUCAAGUGCACAAGGCUUUGGAGUGUAUUGAUGCCUGUGUACGUCGCUCCAAUGCCUUCUUCCAAAGUCAGGCUCCAUGGAAACUCCAAAGGGGAGUAGAGAAAGAGGCUGCUUUGAGGGACUCUGUUAUAUAUGUGACAUUGGAAUCUCUUCGACUGUAUGCCACACUUCUUCAACCUGCAGUGCCUGGACUGGCUACCGCGGCACUGGAGAGGCUUGGUGUCCCUCUUGAGAUGAGAACGCUCAAGGGGAAUACAUUCUUAGCUGCUACAAGGGGAGAAAGCUGUUACUUUCAGGGCCAAACUCUAGGUCCAGAAAAAGGCCUGCUCUUUCCUAGGCUGGAGAGGUGCGAAGCUUUAUAGUAGGAAGGCUGCUAGUGUUGGCAGUAGGGUCACAUGUUAUAUUAAAAUAUUAGUGUCUCUACCGAUGGUAAACUUUUAUUUUCAGUUUUAUCUUAAGUCACCCAAAUCCAAUUUUUUGUUUCUGUCUCCUAUAAUUACUUUUACCAAAGAAAACCAAAAUAACAUUUUAAACUAAAAACAUUAAGACUAUAAGGUACUAUUUUAGCACGAGCCACUGUAUGUUCUUAAAUAUUUUCUUUGCUCUUGUGCUUCUUAGUGCCCUUGCACUUGCACCCAGGGGCUUUCAGAAUGAGCCCUUAUGUGUUUACUAAAUUGUUAUGACUAAAUGCAAUACCGAUUUAAAGACACAGCAGAGGAAAGUGUGUGUGUAUGUAAUCGGUAAUUCAUUUACUCACACGUUUAAACCAACAAUUGCAAACACAGGGGAGUCAGAGGGGGGAACUAAGUUCAGUAAAAAUAGGCAAUGUGUCUGUGUUUUGUCUGAAUGAGGUCUGUAAUUGGUAUUCAGUUUAUCCAUAACUUUUGGACCAAUAAUUUAGCCUUUUUAUUUAUUUGGGUCCCAUUCUACUAGUUGUCAGGGCUCCCCUUUUCCAGGUGUCCUAUGGGUUAACAGUUAGGGUCUCACAGAGGGGAAUGCCCUGCUAACUUAGUAGUGUGGAGUCCCUUGAUUCCUAAAGGCAGCUCUGAGUAUAUUAUUUUCAUCUCAGCAUGACUGAUGGCGACUCUUUGCUGAGACAUUAUUCAGUGUCACAGUGUUGGCUGUGGCAAGGUUGUGGCACUUUUGUAAAAAUUAAAUAUUAUGCCCAUUCUUUUUAGUAAUACUGACAUACAGCUAUGUCACUAUCACUUAAAAAAACAACAGUUCCUUUAUAGUUUAUUCAGGUUACACCACAAAGUGUAUUCUGUUCAUAAAUCAGAGGUUAUUAGACUAUGCACUGCAUACCAGUGGGGUGGUAUAAAAAUGUAUUUAUCAAAUGUU
Molecule: messenger RNA, 2745 nt
Organism: Xenopus tropicalis (tropical clawed frog)
Lineage: Eukaryota; Metazoa; Chordata; Amphibia; Anura; Pipidae
Gene: mars2
Product: methionyl-tRNA synthetase 2, mitochondrial
Exons: 3
Coding region: 51-1766 (571 amino acids)
Biological process (GO): tRNA aminoacylation for protein translation; methionyl-tRNA aminoacylation
Cellular component (GO): mitochondrial matrix; mitochondrion
Molecular function (GO): methionine-tRNA ligase activity; aminoacyl-tRNA ligase activity; ATP binding
Source: RefSeq, a predicted model, not a curated record